This is a messenger RNA of Cottoperca gobio, 4960 nucleotides long. It is a transcript of the gene ktn1, whose product is annotated as kinectin 1. Bases 184 to 4014 code for a protein of 1276 amino acids. The record is from RefSeq and is a predicted model, not a curated record. The transcript is spliced from 36 exons. Gene Ontology annotation, cellular component: endoplasmic reticulum membrane. NCBI's taxonomy places the organism in Eukaryota, Metazoa, Chordata, Actinopteri, Perciformes, Bovichtidae. Gene Ontology annotation, molecular function: kinesin binding. Gene Ontology annotation, biological process: microtubule-based movement; protein transport.
CACAAAACAAGCGCAGCCUGACUAUGACCCGCCCCCGCGAACCAGAAACAGCAGAUAGUCGGACGGAUAGCGCAGAAGAAAGCCAGGCUGGAGCUGCCCUGGGAAGUCAGGAGUCUGCCAGAGUCAACGCACAACAACGCCAUUUCACCACCAGCCACGGGAACAGAAAACUAAAGCUACAGAAUGGCGGUGGAUAUCUACGACUCUCAGUACCUGCUCAUCCUGGCCCCUUCCCUGGUCAUUGCCCUCAUGUUCCUCUUUUUCUGGCUCUUCAUGAAGGAAACCUCCUACGAUGAGGUGCUGGCCAGGCAAAAACGAGACCUAAAGCUACCACCAUCCAGGCCAGACACCCGUAAGAAGAAUGAAAAGAAAAAGGGCAAAAAGAAGGAGAGUGCCAGCGGCGGAGGUGGAGGAGAGUCGGAAGAGGAUCUUAGGGAUUUUGAUGUGGCUGAUGGUGGCAACAGCUCCACUCUGGAGGUAGAGGAGGAACCUGCACUAGUGGCUACACCAGAUCCGGCUCCAUCAACACCUAUUCCCUAUGUGCCUGUUUCAGUGUCACCCGAUGCUCCUGUUGUUCUUAGGGAGAGAAAGAAGAAGGAGAAAAAGGCUGCCAAGGCUGCCGCAGUUGCUGCUGCUGCAGCUGCCGCAGUUUCUUCUGAGGAGCCAGAAGUGAACGGCUCAAAGCCAGUCAGCCGCAAGGCAGAGCCACCUAUGGCUGCGGGCAAACACUCCAGCCCUCCCUCUCCCCAGCUUGAGGUUCAGGUCCCGGUCCAAGCCGCUCAGGCUCCUGUUCAGGCUCAGACACCUCCCCAGAUCUCUGGGAAGAAGAAGGACAAGAAGAAACAAAAAGCAGAGCCUGUUGCAGUGAAUGACCAGCAGCCAGAGGUUAAGUCUGAGCAAGCUCCAGUCAAGAAGGAAGCUCCCAUUGUGGCUGAAUCCAAAGUUCUGGACAGUGCAACCCCAAGUGCUACCACUGGCAAGAAGAAGAACUCUGCCAAGAAGCAGAAGACCGAACCUGUCAAUGCAGAUGAAGCCCAUGUUCUGGCUAACUCUGCAGCUUCUGCCAACCACCAGGCAGGCCAUAACGAUGAUGUACCAUCCAAAGGGAGUGGCAAGAAACAGAAGAAUGAGACCGACAAAGAGAACACGGAGGUGAAGCUGAAGGAGCUGCUGUCUGGUCUGUCCAGCCUGGCUCUGUCAGAGGCCGAGGCUGUCAGUGUGGCGGCUCUUCUCCGGGAGAAGAACCCUAAUGCUUUGAAUGCCUGGCAAAAAUCUGCAGCUAGGCCUGACCCAGCUGCACAGGAACGAGAGAGACUUCUUACAACUUUACAAGAAGAGGCUUCCAUUGCCAAGGACAAAGUGAAACAGCUUAGCCAGGAGGUUCAGGUUGAGAAGCAAAAGACAAGCCGGAUGGAGGCUGUGAUGAGAGAGCAACGUGCAGCCAUGGAGAAAGAACUGGGCAGCAUGCAGGGCAAAGCACAAGGCAGCUACCAGGAGCUCCAGUCCAUGCAGAUAAAGUUCCAGCAGGUGAGGGAGCAGCUGGAAAGCCAGAUCACUCGACUGCAGCAGGAGAACGGCAUCCUGAGGGAUGCAGUCAGCUCUGCCACCAACCAGAUGGAGAGCAAGAAUUCAGCCGAGCUGAACAAGCUGCGUUCUGAGUACACCGGCCUGAUGAAAGAGCUGGCAGACAACAACGUCAAGCUGCAGCAGGAGGAGCACCAGAGGAAGUCGCUGGAGGUCAACUACAAGCAGAACGUGUCCCAGCUGGAGGCCCAACUGCAGGAUGCUAAGCGAAGCUGGGAAGAACUGCAGAAAUUCCUCCACAAUGUCAAUGCUGAGAGAGAGAAACUUCAGGCCUCAAACCAAGAUCUGCACAGCCAGCUGGUGGCAGUAGAGACAGAGAUGAACAACAAGAACAAGGAGAUCCAGACCCUACACAGCAGCCUGACUGAAGCCAUGGUUUCCAAGGAGCGGCUGGAGCAGAGAGUGAUGGAGCUCAUGGAGAUGUCCCAGCACAGUAUGCCUGAUGACUCAAUGCAAGCCCAGGUUCAGGACCUUAUAAAUGAAAACAAAGGUCUUCAGGUCCAGAGCGAGACCCUGCAAAUCCAGAAUAAGUCCAUGCAGGCCCAGAUCUCAACACAGGUCACCCAUGCCUCUCACUUUGACGAGCUACAGAAGCUAUUGGCUGAUAAGGAGUUGCAGAGGAAGAGUCUGGAGGAUUCUCUAAAUGCUGAGAGGAGCAGUGGGGCCAGUAGAGAAACUAACAUGCAGGCCUUGCACAAUGACAACAUGUCACUGAAGGCAGAAAUGCAUAAUCUGCAGGCACUGAUUUCUGAUCAGACUGCCUCCCAAAUGGCUUUGGACCAGUUCCAGAAGAGCGUCCGGGAGAAGGAGGACAACAUGAGAACUGUAGAGGACCUGCUGGAGAAGGGGCUGAUUGAGGUGGCCAACAAGGAGGAAGAGCUCAAGGCUGUAAGAGAAGAAAACCAGGCACUAAAACAGGAAACCGAGGCCUUUCAGAGAAAGACAGCAGAACAGGCAUCAUCAGAGUCGAUAGUGGAGGAACUCCAGAGCAUGAUCCAAGAGAAGGAUGUGAAGCUAAAAUCAAUGGAGGAGAGUCUACAGACGGCACAAGACGGCAGCUCUGCCAGAGAGAAGACAGUUGAGGCUCUGGAGCAGCAGUUGGCUGCCCUGCAGGCGGAGAUGGAGCAGCUUAGACAGAUGGAGACGUCAGAAGAGCUGACCAGUUCUGGUGCCCAGCUCCAAGAACUCCAGUCUCAGCUAGCAGCAAAGGACCACGAGAUCCAGACGCUGCAGGCUGAGCUGGAGGCAAGGACUAAGGACCUGAGUGAGCAGGUGGAGCAGAUGCACCAACAGCAAUCCCACACUGCAGUGCCAAGCCCAGAACUUCUUACAGCGUUGUCAGAGAAGGAGAAGCAGGUCUCAGAUCUGCAGGGUGAGCUGGCUGAGCUGAGGGACUCUGUGGAGCUUCAUAGGAAGAAGAACAACGAGCUUCGGGAGAAAAACUGGAGUGCAAUGGAUGCUCUGUCAGCCACCGAAUCCAUGCUUCAAGGGAAACUCGGCAAAGCUGUCAAGGAGAACCAGGCCGCACUGGCAGUGUGUCAGGCCGAGUGUCGGGAGGUUCUGCACAGACUUCUGCCCCAUGUGCCUCUGCCCAGUGAGCAGAACCAUCAGGAGUGGCUUCACAUAUUUGAGGGGGCAGUGGCUGAAAGCUCAGCUGCACAAUCCACCCCUGCAUCAGGGGACUCUAAGGAACUGACUGAGAAGCUGAAAGAAGCUGAUGAAGCCCAAAGGAUUCUACAGAAAGACUGUGAGACGUACAAGAAGGUGUUGGCAGAGACAGAGGGCAUCCUUCAGCGCCUCCAGAACAGCGUGGAGCAGGAGGAGUCCCGCUGGAAGGUGAAGCUGGAGCUAUCGCAGGGAGAGUUCAGAGAGAUGAGCCAGAAAGUCACAGCUCUGGAGGGGGAGAUUGAGAGACUAGCUGAUGGAGCAGAUUUGGAAAAUCUCAGAAGAGAAAAGCAGCUCUUGGAGUCUGAGUUGGAGCGGGCGGAGCGUGAGAGUGCCACCUAUGUAACAGAGGUCAGAGAGCUCAAAGAUCUGUUGAUUGAGUUGCAGACCAGACUUGAUGGCUCAUAUACAGAGGCUAUCAGACAGAAUGAGGAGCUGAAUUUGCUGAAAACCCAGCUCGCUAAGACUCUGUCCAAGCUGGAGACGGAAGAGAACGACAGGCAAAAGGUGGCUGGAGACCUGUAUACGGCCCAGCAGUCUCUUGAUCUGAUCCAGGGGGAGCUCUCAAAAGUGACAGAAAACGCUGAUGACCUGAUAGAGGAUAGCAGCCUGUCGUCACAGAGGGAGGAGAUUGACAGAAAGGAGAAAAUGGCUGCAGGACUGAACCAAACAGUCAGAGAACUGCAGCAGCUGCUACAAGGCGUCAGCCGGCAACUCACCAAGAGACCGGAAGGGGAGGCUGACAAAGAUCUGCCCAAGGUAUAGUGAGAGGAGGACAGACCCCCACGCAGCCCCCCUGACUGCACUACAGAGACCACCUUUGACCUUCGGUCUCAACACUACCACCGUCACACCAUACUGUCACACCCAGCCACACCCUUUCCCCAACCUCCGUCACCUCACCUGUACUGUAGGCAGCCUCCAACUGACUGGCCGAGGCGCUGGCAAACCACUCCCAGUCUGAAUGUUGGCCGUAAGGGAGCAGGCAGAAAUUUACUGUUAUUUCCAAACACUGUACCAAAACAGCUCCACUCCCACCACAUUCCUCUUUUUCAGCAGCAUCGCCCGUUAAUUUUUUAUUCUAUACUUAAAAAUGACAUCGUGCAUAAUUUAAACUGCGUGGCAACCAUUCCUCUGUUUUUAAAACACCUGUAUUUUUCAAUGAAAUCCUUUUUGAAUACUGCAGUAGUUUUUGUUAUUUGUCAAGAGAUGGCAGUGAUACAAAUUUCCAACUUGAUGAGACAAACUUUGAGUUUUCAGUACUUUUUUCUUAACUUAAAAGAUGUGUAUUGUUUAAAUGUUCCAGUUAGGACCUGCUGAAAUACACUAUGUUGUUGAUCCGUUUGCCUCCUGAUCAGAAAACAUCACAAACUGUGCGUUCAAGAAUUCAUAACUCCAUGCAUACUUUGCUCAGUAUUGGGUGGGAGAAGGGGUGAUCAGGGUCUCAGCAUAUCAGAAGGGUCACUGCGUGAUUUUUAACUAUGGAGACGCAUGGACAUGUUGUAGUCAAGUCUGUACUGCAGCUCCAGAGAGAAGGCCAAGUCAACAGUGUAGAGGUUUUUAAAUCCUUCUCCAACUACUCUAGGAAUAAGCGUCCCAUAUCAUCUGUAAUCAACACUCGCUUUAUUGUUGCUAAGUUCAUUAACUCUUGACGAUUUUGUUCUUUUUGUAACAGGCGAUGAUAAUAAAAGGGAUGCUUGGUAAAUCUGUC